Molecule: messenger RNA, 792 nt
Organism: Knipowitschia caucasica
Lineage: Eukaryota; Metazoa; Chordata; Actinopteri; Gobiiformes; Gobiidae
Source: the annotation of a GenBank genome assembly
AUGGACUUCUGCGGCGGUGGGUUGGUGUCUCUUGUGUCUCUCAGACGCUGUAGCAGCGGUGAGAGACCCAGACUGGAGCCGAAGACAGGGCUCCAACUGACAUUUGAAUUCAGAUCUCGUCAUGAGGAGGCUGUUGCUAGUCAGCAGAUCACCGACUUCUUUGGAAAAAAUGUGAAGAGAGUGCUGUUUGUGCCGUACGCUCUCCAUGACAGAGACGCCUACACGCAGACGGCUCGAGUCAAGUUCCUUUCUCUGGGUUAUGAAGUUGACGGCAUCCAUGAGGCGGCAGACCCAGUGGAGGCUGUCCGCAAAGCAGAAGCUAUAUUCAUUGGUGGUGGUAACACGUUUCGUCUGCUGAAGAAUCUCUACGACAACAGGGUGUUGCUGGAGAUCAGGAGGAGAGUUCUGGAGGAGGGUGUGCCGUACAUGGGCUCCAGCGCUGGGACUAACGUAGCCACCGUUAGCAUUAGCACCACCAACGACAUGCCCAUCGUCUUCCCACCGUCCUUCGCCGCCAUCGGCCUGGUCCCCUUCAACAUCAACCCCCACUACCUGGAUCCAGACCCCACCAGCCGACACAUGGGGGAGACCAGGGAGCAGAGGAUCAGCCAGUACCAUGAGGAGGUGGACACCCUUGUUCUGGCUCUCAGAGAAGGCUGCAUGUUGCUGGUGGAGGGGGACAGAGCCACACUGUUGGGCUCCACACACGCUCGCCUCUUCAGCAGAGGGAAGUCCUGUGUGGAGUUUGCCCCUGGCAGUGACCUGAGCUUCCUGCUGACUGCCGCCCACUGA